ACCGUCUCGAAUUACUGCGUCAAAAAAGCAGUUAAUCUUUUCUUACGCUUUUUGUUCCCCUCACCCACCAUAACUUGCGCCAUUUCCGUCAAUGAUAUUUACGCAUCCUUUUCCACCGUCCAUCUAUAAACUCCCCACUCAUCUCCACCGUUGAUCUCAUCCCUUAUCCUGAUUUCACUUGCUGUAGAAAUGAACCAAUAUAUGAAGUGAAGCAGAUUUCAUCUCUUCUCUUUUCAACCCCGAGACAGAGACAGAAAGAGCCACACGCUUCAUCACAGGGUUUUGUGAGAAGGUGAAGAUUUGAGAUGGGUAAAGAGGGAGAGAGAGUGGAGAGUGUUGAGGGAUCUUAUGAGUUGAAGAAUUUGGAAGGAGAUGAGGUUUUCGAGGAGGUGAUUGAUCCGGUGAAGCGGUUCGAUGAUCAAGAUGAUGUUGUUGUUGGUGGUAAUGUUGAUGUUGCUGAUACUGAAAGUGCAUUACCUUCCGCUUUUGACGGGGAAGAACUGGAUAAAUUUCAAGAGUCAAUUGGGGUUGCUGGUGAGGGUGAGGGACACUUGAAUGAGGAGGAAGUUGAAGUGAUUGAUACUCGAGAGGUGUCUGAGGAAGAUAAACCGAGACAGCUUUAUAGUUCUUGUUUAGAUGGUACUGAAGAGACUGUCGGUGGAGUAUCUUGUGAUGAUUCUAGUGGGGGAAAGGAGUUAUCUGAUUUAAAUACUGAUGGAAGCAGGGUAUUUCAGGAGAGUAGAGACUUGGUGAACGGAAACUUUGGUUUAUCAAGUGAGAAGAAUGAAGAUGAGGACUUGGUGAAUGGAAACUAUGGUUUAUCAAGUGAGAAGAAUGAAGAUGAGGAUCUUGAAUACGUGACUCCUAGACAAAAUGGUGGUGUGAUUUUGGAAAUUGGAAGCACGGACAAGGUGGAUUAUGCUGUUGAUGAGUUUAAUACAGAAUUGGGAUCUGAUGAAGAGGUGAUAAACCUGGGUGCUGAUGCUGGGUAUUUGAAAGAGGAUGGCUUGGAUCCUGAUCUCGGAGAUGAAAAGAUAGAGGAACAGUGCAAUGCUUCAGGGGAUUCUGUUAAUGAAAUUCAAGAUGAUAAGGUUGAAAGAUCUAUAGAAAUGGAGGAUGAGACUAUUGAUACUGAUGUCAUCGAUAGUGAUACAAAUGGCCAAGAAAUGGGAAUAUCUCAUACUGCUGAGGAUGAUCAAUCCGGAUCAAAUUCAGAGCACCUGGAAACAAUUGGCGAAGCAGGAGGAUCUUCUCUGGCUGUGGAUGAAAUUCGAGAUGAUAUGGCUGGAAGAUCUAUAGAAAUGGAGGUUGAGACCGUUGACACUGAUAUCAUUGACAGAGAUACUAAUGGCCGAGAAAUGGGAAUAGCUGAUACAACCGAGGAUGAUCAUGCCGGAUCAAAUUCAGAGCAUCUGGAAACAAUUGGUGACACAUCUUCUCCGGCUGUGGAUGAGAGGAAUGUGAUUGGAACUGCUGUAAGCUCAUCCUUGUCAGAAAAUUCUUUUGCUAAUGAAAUGCCGACUGUUCAGGCUACUGCAGUUGAUUCAGAAGAAGUGAUUGAAACAGAAGGAUCUUCUCCAGCUUUGGAUGAAAAAAUAGUGACUGAAACUGUUGGAAGUUCAUCUCCAUCAGAAAACUCUUUUGCUAAUGAGAUGCCGACUGUUCAGGCUACUGCAGCUGAAACAGGAGGAUCUUCUCCGGCCUUGGAUGAUAAAACAGUGACUGAAACUGUUGGAAGCUCAUCUUCAUCAGAAAAAUCUUUUGCUAAUGAGAUGCCAACUAUUCAGGCUGCUGCAGCUGAUCCAGAAGAAGGGAAUACUAAAGUUUACCUGUCUAAGAUUUCGAAUGAAGAAAAUCAAGGAAAUUAUGAAAAGUCAUUUGUUGUUCAGGAACCUGAAAAGAUACCAGAGAAUAAUGCGAAAGAGAAGCAAACUACUCAGAUCACUAAAGAACAUGAGCUUGAUUCUUCAUCUGGAAAACCUGUUGGUACUAGUACCCCUCUUGAUCAUCCUGUUGGCCUUGGAUCUGCAGCUCCAUUGAAACCUGCUCCUAGGGUACUGCAGCAGCCAGGGGUGAAUAAUACCAAAGAAAAACAAACCAAUCAGAUUAUUAAAAAUCAGAAUAGUGAGUUUGAUUCCUCAUCUGGAAAAUCUGUUGCUACUAGCACCCCUCUUAAUCGUCCUGUUGGCCUUGGAUCUGCAGCUCCAUUAUUGAAACCUACUCCUAGGGCUGUGCAGCAGCCACGGAUGAAUAAUACUAAAGAAAAGCAAACCAAUCAAAUCACUAAAGAACAGAAUAGUGAGCUUGAUUCCUCAUCUGGAAAAUCUGUUACUACUAGCACCCCUCUCGUUCGUCCUGUUGACCUUGGACCUGCAACUCCUUUAUUGGAACCUACUCCUAGGGUAGUGCAGCAGCCGCGGGUGAAUAAUACUGUAUCUAAUACACAGUCCCAAAAAAUAGAAGACUCCUCAACUGUGGAGGCUGAGGAGUAUGAUGAGACUCGAGAGAAACUUCAAAUGAUUAGGGUGAAGUUCUUGCGGCUGGCUAAUAGGUUUGGGCAGACACCCCACAAUGUCGUUGUAGCACAAGUUCUUUAUAGAUUAGGACUGGCCGAACAACUUAGAGGGAGGAAUGGGGGUCGUGUUGGCUCUUUUAGCUUUGAUCGUGCAAGUGCAAUGGCCGAGCAACUCGAAUCAGCAGGUCAAGAGCCACUUGAUUUCUCUUGUACAAUAAUGGUUAUUGGAAAGACAGGAGUUGGAAAAAGUUCAACGAUCAAUUCUAUCUUUGAUGAGGUUAAAUUUAACACUGAUGCUUUUCGUGCGGGAACAAAAAAAGUUCAGGAUGUUGUGGGAACAGUACAGGGCAUUAAGGUUCGAGUUAUUGAUACACCAGGACUUCUACCUUCCUGGUCAGACCAGCAACACAACGUGAAGAUUCUCCACUCUGUCAAACACUUUAUUAAGAAAACACCACCAGAUAUUGUGUUGUAUCUUGAUAGGUUAGAUAUGCAGAGCCGGGAUUUUAGUGACAUGCCGCUCUUACGCACGAUAACUGACAUUUUUGGACCACCCAUAUGGUUCAACGCUAUUGUGGUUUUGACUCAUGCAGCAUCUGCUCCACCUGAUGGACCUAAUGGUACUCCUUCCAGUUAUGACAUGUUUGUCACACAGCGCUCUCAUGUUGUGCAGCAAGCUAUUCGCCAAGCAGCUGGUGAUAUGCGCCUCAUGAAUCCUGUAUCGUUGGUGGAGAACCAUUCUGCAUGUAGAAUUAAUACAGCCGGCCAAAGAGUGUUGCCUAAUGACCAGGUUUGGAAACCUCAUCUGUUGCUCUUAUCUUUUGCGUCAAAAAUUCUGGGGGAGGCAAAUGCUCUUCUUAAGUUACAAGAUAAUCCACACGAAAAGCCCUACACAGCUCGUGCAAGAGCGCCACCAUUACCGUUUCUCCUGUCAUCCCUUCUGCAGUCAAGGCCACAAUUAAAAUUGCCACAGGAGCAGUUCGAUGAUGAGGACAGUCUCAAUGACGACCUUGAUGAACCAUCAGAUUCUGAUGAUGAAACAGACCCUGAUGACUUACCACCAUUUAAACCUUUGACAAAGGCCCAAAUCAGAAACCUUUCCAGAGCUCAAAAGAAAGCAUAUCUGGACGAGGUUGAGUACCGAGAAAAACUCUUCAUGAAGAAACAAUUAAAGUAUGAAAAAAUGCAACGAAAGAUGAUGAAGGAAAUGGCAGAAUCAGUGAAAGAUAUGCCAAGUGAUUAUGGUGAAAAUGUGGAGGAAGAAAGUGGUGACGCCGCUUCUGUUCCUGUUCCCAUGCCUGAUAUGUCCUUGCCUGCUUCCUUUGAUUCUGAUACUCCCACUCACCGGUACCGUUAUCUUGAUUCAUCCAACCAGUGGCUUGUAAGACCUGUUCUAGAAACUCAAGGAUGGGAUCAUGAUGUUGGUUAUGAAGGCUUAAAUGUAGAAAGGUUGUUUGUUCUUAAAGAGAAGAUACCUGUGUCUUUUAGUGGUCAAGUUACUAAGGAUAAAAAAGAUGUUAAUCUUCAGAUGGAAAUGGCAAGUUCAGUGAAGUAUGGAGAAGGGAAAGCAACAUCGUUAGGUUUUGAUAUGCAGACAGUUGGGAAAGACUUAGCUUACACACUACGCAGCGAGACAAAAUUUUGUAAUUUUAGGAGAAAUAAAGCAACUGCUGGUCUCUCAUUUACUCUCUUGGGUGAUGCCUUGUCAGCUGGUGUUAAAGUCGAAGAUAAGCUGAUUGCAAAUAAGCGAUUUGAGCUGGUUAUUGCUGGUGGUGCAAUGACAGGGCGUGAUGAUAUUGCUUAUGGUGGCAGUUUGGAGGCCACCUUGAGAGAUAAAAAUUACCCUCUAGGACGCUCAUUAUCAACUCUUGGGCUUUCUGUUAUGGAUUGGCAUGGGGAUCUUGCUGUUGGGUGUAAUUUACAAUCACAAAUUCCCAUCGGACGGUAUUCAAACCUUGUUGCGCGAGGCAAUUUGAACAAUCGCGGGACUGGACAAAUUAGCAUUCGAUUAAAUAGUUCGGAACAGCUUCAAAUUGCUUUGAUUGGCCUCAUCCCUCUACUUCAGAAGGUUAUUGGUUAUUCUCAACAAUUGCAAUUUGGACAAGGAUGGUGAUGUUAGAUUAUGUGAGCUUCCGCACAGUAAUAGGAACAGUUUUCACUGAGCAAGUCAAUUUUGGAUUUUAAAUUUUUAGCAGGACAUUCUAUUUAGUGUUGCGAACUUGGAAAUCUAGCCAAAGUUAAUGUCUCUAGUUCGUCACUGAGUCUAACAUUACAUUCUGCAUCCCAAGGGUUUGAUUUCACCGUUUGAAUUAGAUAUCUAUGUCGUGAAUUUUCCAGAUAAGCAUGGCAAUGGCUGGAGCUGACAGUAAAGAUGACGCUAGAAAAAGUACAAUAUAUAUCAAUUGAUUUGGAAAAGGAGGAGGGCAGGCUGGUUGUUGAAAUAUGUAUCAUACUCAUGAGAAGUCCCAAUGUUUCUUGGUGCUCUUGGGUUUUAAAACAUACCGAUAAUUUGGGAGUUCAAAAAUAAUUUGUGAAGCAUGCUGUUUGCUUUAUGUUCUUGGAUUUGCUACAGAUUUAGAUGUGAUAGUUAUUGGUUCUUCAAAUUAUUGUAGAUAACCCGCUUUAUGUGCGCUUUAUGUUUUGAUCCUUUUAUUACAAGGGAUUAAGGACUAUGAAAGAGAGAGAGGCUACAAUUCAAUUACUUGGCAGAUUUGUUGGUGUUUGUAAUCUUCAUGCUUCGAGAUCCUUUUAAUUUUCUGGUAAAAAUGGCUUAUAAGUUA
Molecule: messenger RNA, 5295 nt
Organism: Vicia villosa (hairy vetch)
Lineage: Eukaryota; Viridiplantae; Streptophyta; Magnoliopsida; Fabales; Fabaceae
Product: translocase of chloroplast 120, chloroplastic-like
Exons: 5
Coding region: 306-4628 (1440 amino acids)
Biological process (GO): protein targeting to chloroplast
Cellular component (GO): chloroplast outer membrane
Molecular function (GO): GTPase activity; GTP binding
Source: RefSeq, a predicted model, not a curated record